GUCGACAAAUUCGUCCUCCCAUCUAUUCUAUCAAGCAGUCUAAACUCCGCAAGAGAAGGGUCGUUCGUUUCGCUAUCUUGUACUUUGCGAUGCUUGUCUUGUUCCUCGUCCUUCUCAUCGCGCCCCUGAUUGCCCGGAAUAUGAGUAUCUCGUUACCCACCAUUCCGAUGGAUCUCAUGCAGCCCCUGGACGCCAACAACAACGACACUACCACCGACUACACGGGUGCGGGUCUCCCUAAGGGCUACAUCGCCGCAUCGUCGGCCGCAACGACAUCGUAAAGGCUGUCUUGUUUCUUUCAAAACUACACUUUGCUACAUUAUCCGGAUAUUGAUCAUGGAAACGAGUUGUAUAAACUAUUCAGCGCCUUGAAGUUGCUGCUGAACCUUGUUUGUUUGUUUUUUUUUCCCCCUUAUUUUUGAAUUUCUUUCCUUCUUGUCGGAAUCUCUUCAUGGACGGUUCCUCUGUUAACAUUAAUGGACCCGAUAUUUACCAACUUGUUC
Messenger RNA from Aspergillus ochraceoroseus IBT 24754, 503 nucleotides. RefSeq lists its product as uncharacterized. The record is from RefSeq and is a predicted model, not a curated record. The transcript has a single exon. NCBI's taxonomy places the organism in Eukaryota, Fungi, Ascomycota, Eurotiomycetes, Eurotiales, Aspergillaceae. The coding region runs from base 90 to 281 and encodes 63 amino acids.